Messenger RNA from Corticium candelabrum, 2548 nucleotides. RefSeq lists its product as uncharacterized. Gene Ontology annotation, biological process: cellular response to tumor necrosis factor; carbohydrate metabolic process. The coding region runs from base 19 to 2526 and encodes 835 amino acids. Lineage: Eukaryota; Metazoa; Porifera; Homoscleromorpha; Homosclerophorida; Plakinidae. The transcript has 24 exons. Gene Ontology annotation, molecular function: NF-kappaB binding; beta-N-acetylhexosaminidase activity. Gene Ontology annotation, cellular component: cytosol. The record is from RefSeq and is a predicted model, not a curated record.
UCGGAACAUUGGGGGAGUAUGUCGCUUGACGAUCCUCUCGUGUCAGAAGCGAUUAGAACCAUCGCUGAUGGUAUCAACAGGCGAAGGGCCGAUGUAGUGCAUACAGUCAUUACCACUGUAGCUGAGAACAGCUCGUCGGGUGGUGGCAGUGUGACACCUUUGCAAGUUGUUCUGGAUCAUGUAGAUGACAAAACAGGAACGAGUUUACAUCAUGCAACGAAGGCUGGUUGUGUUGACAUUGUAAGAACUUUGUUAGCUUCAGGUGCUAAUCCUUGUAUUAGAGACAAGCAAAACAAGACUGCCUAUGACCUUGUGCCAAAUGAGCAAAUGAGAAACAUUUAUGUCAGUGAACUGAUGCAGGCUACGGCUCACGACGGUCAGCUGGAACAUGUGAAGCAGUUGCUAGCAGUAGGUGUUGAUGUCAAUGCCCGAGAUGGCAGUGAAAAGGCUAAUACAGCAUUGCACUUUGCUGCAUCUUAUGCCAAUGCUGACAUGAUUAAUUGUUUGUGCGAGCAUGGGGCUGAUACCACUGUACUCAAUGGAGAGGGAUUAACUCCUUUGCAAGAUGCAAUGAAACGCGGAGACUCAAGUAUAAUCAAAGCAUUGGUAGAGUAUGACAUUAGGCAAAGAAGAAGUCAACCUGCAGUCAAUCAGUCUUCACCUGCUGUUUCUGCUGUGUCAGAGUCUGGACAUCUUCAACGUGAAGCUUCAACGACUUUAACAGUGACAGUUGAUUCUUCGUCUUCAUCUCAUGAGGGGAGCGCAAAUGGCAAUGUGUCAACUUGUAGUUUAUCAGACUUGUUGGAUGAAAAUGGCAGUUGUGACUCUUCUGUGUAUGUUUGGCCGCCACCUCAAAUUGUGAUUCGAAGAAAUGACGGCAUGUUCACUCUGUCAUCUACUUUGAAAGUGUAUAUUAACAGCUGUCAAGCAUCACUGAUCAGUAUAGUUCAAGUCUGGAAACGAGCAGAAGCUUGGUUUCAGCAAAUAAAUGUGGAUGUCCAAUUGGACAGCCAAUAUCACUCAGGAGAGACGGUGGUUAGUUGUGCAGUACAAGCUGAAUUGUUUGCUCAUCGUGAGUCUUAUAAGCUGACUGUGUUUUCAGACAAGGUCAUGUUGACAGCAAGUGAUUUGGCUGGACUGUGGUAUGGUAUUCACACAUUGAUACAGCUGUGCAGAAACUGCCGAAAGAAAUCCAUUUCAAUACCAACUGUCCAUAUCAGUGACUGGCCAUGCCUAGCAGUUAGAGGUGUUAUGAUUGACCUAUCUGAUGGGAGAUCACCAGACUUGGAUACCCUAAUGGGAAUUGUAGACAUAUUAUCCACUGUAUACAAAGUCAAUAGGUUGCAGCUAAGAAUAGCCAACUGUGAAAAGACAAAGCCAUCAGGAGGAACAGAAUUAGUGCAACUUUAUUCAUCCAAGGAUAUACUUGCAUUGACAGAUUACUGUAAUAAUGAAUUUAUUGAGUUGGUGCCACAUUUCGAAGACAAUGACAGUGAUUCAACUUUCUUGUUGCCUUCAGUUCAAUCUCUUGUUUCGAACUCUUCUUCUGAUGUAACUCAUUCAUCGGCCAAUCAUUUCGUUAGUCCAUCGUUUUCGACUAGGCAAUAUUGGCUAACUGGGACAGAGAGUGAGAGGGACAUUGAGGAACUGGUAGCAAGUGGGAGAGGAGUUGGAGUAGUCAGACUACAGGAAGUUAGAGACAAGGCUCAACAAGUUUGUAGCCAUCUUACUGAAACGGGGUUGAGCUUUAUGAUUGCAACAGACACUUCAGUCAGACACAGCGUGUGUUACAACUGGGAGCAAUGUUUAUCUGAUGCCUACCUUACUGCAUCAUUGGCUUUGCAGUUUGCUUGCCCUGGGAUUCUCAUCACAGACUCAAGUGACCGUCAUUGCAUUGCACCGUUAGCUAUUACUGUGUCAGCUAUGGCGAUUGGAGCUGGAUUUGCCUGGACUGGACCAUUGCAGCAGGCAAAAUUUGAAAAUUGUUUGAUUUCAACUUUGAAUCGUCAAAUUUUUUUGGAUGUCAGCAAUAGCAUUGGGCAGUGUAUUGUUGUGAUGGCCAAAACAGCAGGACUAUGGACAGAUCACACUAGUGGGCAUUUAGGUACAGUGCCAUAUCUAUUGCUGACUGAUCCAUCUGCUGUUCAAGUUUGUGUGCUGUCACCAGAAAAUGUGCAGGUGUUUCUUCGUGCAGUUCGUAGAUGCCACAAGUGGUCUGCUGACUUCAAACUUCAGUGCUUCCAAGACGAGGCGUCUAGGCGAGAAGUGAUUUUGAUACUAGAGCUCAUUACCCACAGCAGCAAAGUUGCCAAAGCUAUUGUUCAGAAUUGUGGAGAAAACGCUAGUAGCCAACAUGUGGAUCUAAGGCAACUCCCUGCAACUCAAAGAACAGAUCUAGCCAACAAGCUGCUGGGACUGAUUGACUCCAUCCGUUCUACCGGGCGCCUACGUAAUCAGGAUGUGGUGGGCAGAGAGCAGGGUUGUGUUAUGUUGCAGUUGCAACAAGUUGCGGAUGGGUUGGUGUGACGCAGUAUGACCUUCAAAGGUC